UCCGGCUCCCGUUGGUUGGUGUGUUGGUUUCCUGACUCGGUGAACCGUCAGCCGCCGUCGUCCAGGACCAGAGACCGCAGAGGGUUGUAGUCAUGUCGGCAGCUGCUCCGGGGACCAGCAAGGCGGCUCACGGUGAUGUGGCCGCCAAGAAGAAGAAGGGCCCCGGUGCCCUGGCCACGGCCUACCUCGUCAUCUACAACGUUGUUAUGACAGCGGGGUGGCUGGUGAUCGCUGUGGGUCUGGUGAGAGCGUACGUGGCCAGAGGAAGUUACCACGGGCUGUACUACUCCAUAGAGAAGCCUCUCAAGUUCUUUCAGACUGGAGCCAUUCUGGAGAUCCUGCACUGUGCUGUAGGAAUCGUACCGUCCUCUGUGGUCCUGACUGGAUUCCAGGUCAUGUCCCGGGUCUUCCUCACCUGGGCCGUCACACACAGCGUCAGAGAGGUGCAGAGUGAGGACAGCGUGCUGCUGUUCGUCACAGCCUGGACCGUCACAGAGAUCAUCCGCUACUCUUUCUACACCUUCAGCCUCCUCAACCACCUGCCGUACCUCAUCAAAUGGGCAAGGUACACCUUUUUCAUCGUGCUGUAUCCCAUGGGAGUGACCGGGGAACUGCUGACCAUCUAUGCAGCGCUGCCGUACGUGCAGAAGACGGGCCUGUACUCCGUCACCCUCCCCAACAAGUACAACUUCUCCUUCGACUACUACACCUUCCUCAUCCUCGUCAUGAUCUCCUACAUUCCCCUCUUCCCCCAGCUUUACUUCCACAUGAUCCGACAGAGGAAGAAGGUCCUGGGCCACGUGGAGGACUACAGCAAAGUGGAGUGAGCCGAGCAGUGUCCAGACGCACCUGACGGAGGAACCAUGAACCAAAACACCAGAAGAAGAAGAAGAAGAAGAAGAAGAGGAACAACAUCACGUCUGCUUAAAGAAACCAGUGUCCAAACUGCCAGAGCUGACCUGGCACCAGAUCCAAUUAUCAGCUACUUUAUUUUCCAGCUGUCGUCCGGGUUGUAAAAACGCUCACAAUCAUGAAUGAACUGGUUUAUUUUGUUGUUGUUAUUUUUAUUUAUGAACAAACUGCAGUUAUUUGGUUUAUCAGGAUCA
Molecule: messenger RNA, 1106 nt
Organism: Epinephelus moara (kelp grouper)
Lineage: Eukaryota; Metazoa; Chordata; Actinopteri; Perciformes; Serranidae
Gene: hacd2
Product: 3-hydroxyacyl-CoA dehydratase 2
Exons: 7
Coding region: 93-827 (244 amino acids)
Biological process (GO): very long-chain fatty acid biosynthetic process; sphingolipid biosynthetic process; fatty acid elongation
Cellular component (GO): endoplasmic reticulum membrane
Molecular function (GO): 3-hydroxyacyl-CoA dehydratase activity
Source: RefSeq, a predicted model, not a curated record